AUGAGCUGCACCCCGGUGAACCGUAUCCCCAUCAUGGCUAAGCAGGUGCUGGACCUGUACAUGCUCUACAAGCUGGUGACGGAGAAGGGCGGCCUGGUGGAGGUCAUCAACAAGAAGAUCUGGAGAGAGAUCACGAGAGGACUCAACCUGCCCACCUCCAACGCCUCGGCGUUAAACACCAAACAGAAGAAAAUGCUGUAUAUGAAGUACCUGUACCCGUACGAGAGUGAGAAGAAAGGCCUGAGCUCUCCAGGCGAGCUCCAGGCUGCUAUAGACGGUAACCGGAGGGAAGGCCGAAGACCCAGCAACAGCCUGUACCACUUCCCCUCCACCAUUCCUGGCCAAGCCCCCCUCUCUCCCUCCAAGAUGCCCCACCACUCCCUCCUCUCUCCCUCCAAGAUGCCCCACCACUCCCUCCUCUCUCCCUCCAAGAUGCCCCACCACUCCCUCCUCUCUGCGAUGUCGACCCCCAUGACGUCAAGCCGUCUACCCAUGGCCAACGCGCUCCCUCGGGCAGCAGCAGCUAGCUCAGGCCGCAUGUCCUGGAGCACCUCCCGAGCUAAACUGGAGAGAGGAGGAGAGGGCCCAGACAGGAAGAUGACUCGCUUGGUCAUGGAGGAAGAGCAGAGAUUGAUGCAACAGGCGUUCCAACAGAACCUGUUGGCUAUGGCCUCUCACUUCAACCCCGGCAUGAAGCAACUCAACAACAACAACAGACACGGAAUGCUGUUUGCCCAGAACACUCUAGUGCAGCCUCCGUGA
Oncorhynchus nerka (sockeye salmon) is the source of this 762-nucleotide messenger RNA. Its product is annotated as AT-rich interactive domain-containing protein 3A-like. Lineage: Eukaryota; Metazoa; Chordata; Actinopteri; Salmoniformes; Salmonidae. Gene Ontology annotation, biological process: regulation of transcription by RNA polymerase II. Gene Ontology annotation, molecular function: DNA binding. The record is from RefSeq and is a predicted model, not a curated record. The transcript has 5 exons. Bases 1 to 762 code for a protein of 253 amino acids. Gene Ontology annotation, cellular component: nucleus.